Molecule: messenger RNA, 660 nt
Organism: Linnemannia hyalina
Lineage: Eukaryota; Fungi; Mortierellomycota; Mortierellomycetes; Mortierellales; Mortierellaceae
Source: the annotation of a GenBank genome assembly
AUGUCAUCAGCAGACUCAAAGAAGGGUGCCUACGGCACAGUCGUCAAGAAAAAGUCAGGACGAUGGGAUAUGGAAGAGUUUGAGAAGCGGGCCAAGGAGAGAGCAACUCGUGACAAGGAGUUGGCAGAAGAAGAUGAAGCCAGGGCACUAGGAAAAACGGUGAAGAAGAGGGUAAAGGAGGCGCCCACAGAUGAAGCAAUCAAGGCCGAAAAAUCCGAACGCCUCAUCCUGGAAUCAGCCAUCGGGAAAUCUCAAGUUGUCCAAGGUGGCCCCAACGGCCGAGCACCCGGAUUCUUCUGUCAACUCUGCGAGUGCGUACUCAAGGAUAGCAUCGCCUACAUGGACCACAGGAACGGAAAGGAGCAUCUCAAGAAGAUGGGCGUCGAUAGAAAGGCCGUCAGGGAGAAUUUGACCGAUGUUGUCGCCAAGAUGGAGAGUCUGAAGCGAAAAUCGGAGGCGCCUAAGAAGGAAAAGUAUGAUCUGGAUGCUAGACUUGAGGAGGUCAAGAGACAGGAGGAUAGGGAACGAGCGGAAAAGCGGGAACGCAAGAAGCAGAAGAAGAAUGAUAAGAAGCCUGAUGAGGGUAUUGAUGAUGGUGGGAUGGACCCUGCUAUGGCCGCCAUGAUGGGCUUUUCGGGAUUCGGCACUUCAAAGUCAUAA